Molecule: messenger RNA, 2714 nt
Organism: Closterium sp. NIES-67
Lineage: Eukaryota; Viridiplantae; Streptophyta; Zygnematophyceae; Desmidiales; Closteriaceae
Source: the annotation of a GenBank genome assembly
UCGGCCUUUCACACACUUCGUUCGUCCCUCCCACCUCAUUCUGCUCUCAAGGUAUCCCACUUCGUUCGUUCCCAGCUCUGCGAGUUCUUUCGUGUUGCGCAUGAGCUGCGAUAAUUCCACCACGCCAGUUCUUUCGUUCGUUCUCGACAUCCAGUUUACUCUUCCCGCUUGACGUGUUAUUACCCGGCCUAGGCCUUUUGAAGGCCCAUCCUCAUUUUCUGUCCUGUAGGAAUUCAUGUUCCGUGAACAUCGUCUCGGCGAUCACUGCGAGUUAAGGUAGAACCACGGAAGUAUCUCAAAGAAGUCCGCAUUCCGCUGUUUAAAGAAGCUUCUCACCCGCAUAGCGCUUUUCCUGAAAGGCACUCCGAGCAGUUUCGUUCUCUCUACGGAAUUCUGAAAUCUGUCGUCGAUUUCAACCAGCCAGGCUUUAGCGCAAAGGACAUCCUUCAAAUCUCCCUGAACCUCCUCUGAAAAAACUCGAAAUUCCAUCACUUCCGGAAUCCGCAACAGCGGCACACUCACAUCUCGAGCCGUUCUGAAGAUGAGCCCCGCACCGGGGCCCGAAAUGAGUCCCACGGGCAGCUCGACAACGGGCAGCUCUUCGGCGGGCAGCUCUUCGGCGGGCAGCCCGUCAAUGAGUCCGACAAUGAGUCCGAAGACGCCACUGAACCCGCCAACGAGCCCCACGAGCGACCUCAUCGGCGGGCGCUACCGCCGCAUUCGCAAGCUGGGCAAGGGGUCGCAGGGCAGCGUGUGGGAGUGCGAGGACGUCACCACUCCCGGCGGCAUGCGCGUGGCGUGCAAGACGUUCCCCCUGUCGCACUCCGCCAUCAUCGACAUCCGCGCGGAGGUGCGCGCGCUCGAGAUGGUGGGGGACCACCCGAACGUCGUGCGGCUCGUGGAUUUCAUCGUCGACGCGGCCGCGGCGGAGGUGCAUGUGAUGAUGGAGCUUGUACCGGGCGGCGAUCUUCUCUCGGAGGUGAUGCAGCGCGGCCCGCUGGCCGAGCCGCUCGCCGCGACGGUGUUCCGCCAGAUCGCGUCGGCUGUGGCGUACUGCCACGCGUCGGGCGUCAUGCAUCGCGACAUCAAGCCGGAUAACGUGCUGCUCGUGCGCCCGCCGGAAGAUGCGCCGGAGAUUGCGGACGCUUCCGCGGGGCAUGCGACGGGAGAUGCUGGGGAGAGCAAGGCUUGUGCGAAGAAGCGACAGCCGCUGGGCGACAUUACGAACCUUCCUCGUGCGACUGCUGCGACGAAGACCAAGCCCGUCGCAACUCCUCCCUCCGCGCCCGAGAAGGCCCAGCGAGCGCCCUACUGGAGCCCGUAUCUUCCGCCUUCAAUCGCGGCGACGCACGUGGGGGCGGGGCGACGAAUCUUGGGAGUGAAGCUGGCGGAUUUCGCGUUGUCGACGGUCGUGAAGGGCGGGCUCAACGGGAAGAAGGCGGACCUCGGCGCGGGCACGCGCCAGUACAUGGCGCCCGAGAUGGACCAAGCGGCUUCCGCCGCCGCCGCCGCCGCUCGAGCCGGCGCUGCCGCUGGUGGGACGGGGGUCGCCCGUUGUGACAGUAACGGGGGCUCGUACGGGUUCAAGGCGGACGUGUGGAGUCUGGGGAUCACGCUGUGCGCGGUUCUAACGGGGCGUCUCCCAGCCGUUGAUUCCGCGACGCUCGCGCUCCACGAAUCGCUGCCGAUCAAUUUUCUUUCGUCCAGCUGGAAAGGCAUCUCCGUCGACGCGAAGAAUCUCGUCCGUCGGAUGCUGCGCGUGAACCCGGAUCAACGGCUGAGCUCGUUCGAGGUGCUGGAGCACGCGUGGCUGAACCAGAAGGCGGUGCGGCGGCUCGACAUCACGGCGCGCUGCCCCUCGCUGCUCUUCUCCGCGUCGCUCCUCCCGCCGCCCUUCCAGCCCGCCGCGUGCCGCCUGGCCGCGAGCGCGGGCGGAAUGAUAGGCGCCGCGGGGGCUUUCGAGAAGGCGCGGGUGGCGUGAUAGGUGCGCGGAGAAUGUUGUUCGCGGGCGGAAUGCUGAGAGCGGGAGAAAUUAUGAGGCGCGAAGACAAGGGGAGGGGGGUGGACGGGACGCGUGGAGCUUGAGUGACGGGAAUGCGUGCGGCGUGACGGGGAGAGUGGAGUGGUCAGAGGACGGGCCGGAGGGGGCGGAACAGAGAUGUCCGCCUAGGCGUAGGGUACUUGGGCGGCGGGUGAAGGUCGAAAGGGGUGGAAUGCACAGGGAGGCAGAAAGAUGGGGAGAGAUGGAGAUGAGGAUCGAAGGGUUUUCACCGUGCAGAAGGUUGUCCGUGUUGCACAUGAAUAAGGGGAGCAGAAAUACUGCCUGUUAUGGAGGUGCACGUGCACAAGUGACGGCAGGCCAGACGCUCAUGGGAAAUAAUGGAAUAACCGUAUCCUUGCUUUUCAUGCGACGCUCGAGGGUCGGCAGGUAAGAUGCAGGGAGAGGGAGGGGGAGAGGGGAAAUGGAGAAGCGUUUGAGCCUUCUCUGAUGAAGGCAGAGGGUGGGUAUUUGGGAAUAGGAUAGCAAUCUGGAUGGGGGCAGCAGUGGUGUGGUGAGUGGCACAUGUCUCGCAGAGGAACGCCUUGUGGCCUUGGAGGGAGUUGACCUGGUGCCUUGCCUCUAGAUAAUCUACUCUUGUUAUCCUUUUUGUGCUUGUUUCUUUCUUCUCUUGUUUCCUGUUUCUUCUUCAGUACAAUAAUGGUUUCGUCCUUUG